This is a messenger RNA of Umbelopsis ramanniana AG, 3459 nucleotides long. RefSeq lists its product as uncharacterized. Gene Ontology annotation, molecular function: oxidoreductase activity. The transcript has 7 exons. Bases 63 to 3224 code for a protein of 1053 amino acids. NCBI's taxonomy places the organism in Eukaryota, Fungi, Mucoromycota, Umbelopsidomycetes, Umbelopsidales, Umbelopsidaceae. The record is from RefSeq and is a predicted model, not a curated record.
AACUCGAGCAACUCUUUCUACAAAAGAUCAUUCACGAGCCUACAAUCUCUUCAAAUUUAUAAAUGGCUUCUGAACUGAGAUUUGACGGACGUACUGUCAUUGUUACUGGAGCUGGUGGAGGCCUUGGAAGAGCAUACGCUUUGUUCUUCGCAACCCGUGGCGCCAAUGUUGUUGUUAACGACUUGGGUGCCUCAGCUACUGGAGGCGGCGCUAACAGCAAGGCUGCUGAUGUCGUUGUCGAUGAAAUUCAAAAGGCCGGAGGCAAGGCCGUCGCCAACUACAACUCUGUUGAGGACGGUGACAAGAUUGUUGAAACUGCCAUGAAGGCCUUUGGACGUGUCGAUAUCAUCAUCAACAACGCCGGUAUCCUUCGCGACAAGUCUUUCACCCGUAUGUCUGAUGCUGACUGGGAUCUCAUCCAAGCCGUCCACGUCCGCGGCUCAUACAAGGUCACCAAGGCCGCAUGGCCCAUUUUCAAGAAGCAAAAGUUUGGCAGAAUCAUCAUGACUGCAUCUGCUGCCGGUCUUUACGGUAACUUUGGUCAAGCAAACUACAGUGCUGCCAAGCUGGCAUUGGCAAGUUUCUCUUCCUCACUCGCCAAGGAAGGUGCUAAGGACAAUAUUCACUGCAAUACCAUUGCUCCUAUGGCAGCUUCAAGAAUGACUGAAACGAUCAUGCCCCCGGAUAUCCUCCAAGCACUCAAGCCUGAAUUCGUCACACCUGUUGUUGGAUACCUUUGCCACGAAAACACCGAAGAAAAUGGUGGUGUUUUCGAAGUUGGUGCUGGUUUCGCUGCUAAAUUGAGAUGGGAACGUUCUCAAGGCGCUGUGUUCAAGGCUGAUGAUACUUUCACCCCUGCUGCUGUUGGUGCUAAGUGGGAAGAGAUCACUGACUAUAGCAAAGGUGUUGAAUACCCCUCCACUAUUACCGAUACCGACUUCGUUGGCCUUUUAGAACAAGCCAAAGCAUUGGAGUCCAACCCUAAAGCCGAACCUCUCCGUUUCGAUGGCCAAGUUGCCAUCGUUACUGGCGCUGGUGGUGGUCUUGGUAGAGCUUAUGCUCUUAUGCUGGCCAAUCUCGGUGCCUCAGUUGUUGUCAAUGAUCUCGGAGGCUCUCACACUGGCCAAGGUCAAGAUUCCAAGGCUGCCGAUGUUGUCGUUGAAGAAAUUCGCAAGGCCGGCGGCAAGGCUGUGGCCAACUAUGACUCUGUGGAAGAUGGUGACAAGGUCGUCGAAACGGCUCUCAAGGCUUUCGGCAGAGUAGAUAUCCUUGUCAACAAUGCUGGUAUUUUGCGUGACAAGUCCUUUGCCAGAAUGACCGAUCAAGACUGGGACCUUGUUCACCGUGUCCAUCUUAGAGGAACAUACAAGGUCAUCAAGGCUGCAUGGCCCCAUUUCCUUAAGCAAAAGUACGGUCGUAUCAUCAACACUGCCUCCGCUGUUGGCCUUUACGGAAACUUUGGACAGACCAACUACUCUGCUGCUAAGCUCGGUAUCGUCGGUUUGACCAAGACUUUGGCUCUUGAAGGCAGAAAGAACAACAUUAUCUGCAACGUCAUUGCUCCUAAUGCCGGUACUCGUAUGACUGCUACUGUUAUGCCUCCUGAGAUGGUUGAGGCUUUCAAGCCUGAAUAUGUUGCUCCUCUCAUUGGAUAUCUCGCUCAUCAAAACACUGAAGAAACUGGAAGCAUUUUCGAAGUUGGAAGUGGAUGGAUUGCCAAGGUUCGCUGGCAACGAACCGGUGGUGUCGGCUUCCCCGCCAACAAGCCUUUGUACCCUGAACAAAUUGCUGCUAACUGGGCCAAGAUUGUUGACUUCGAAGAUGGUCGUGCCACUAACCCUAACAGCACCCAAGAGGCUUUCCAGAGCUUCAUGGAGAACUUUGGCAAUGUUUCUGAGGAAGCUCCUGCUGCCAAGGAAAACAAGUCUGAGGGUGGCCUUGAUAUCGAAGCUGCUAAGAAGCUUGACUUUGAAACCUUGGAAUUUUCUUAUGGCGAGAAGGAAGUCAUCCUUUAUGCUCUCGGUGUUGGCUGCAAGCGAACUGACCUCAACUUUGUUUAUGAGAACGACGAAAACUUCUCUGUUCUUCCCACCUUUGGUGUUAUUCCAUCCUUCGCUGCUAUGAAUGCUGUUCCUUUCGGCGAAUUCUUGCCCGAUUUCAACCCUAUGAUGUUGCUUCACGGUGAACAAUUCCUCUCCCUCAAGAAGCCCAUUCCUACCAGUGGCCAAUUCAAAUCCAAGGCUAAGGUCAUUGAAGUUCUUGACAAGGGCAAGGGUGCUUCAGUCGUUCUCGGCGUCACAACCACCGAUGAGAGCGGUGAAGUCCUCUUUGAAAACGAGUUCACCUUGUUUAUUCGUGGCAUUGGUGGCUUUGGUGGACCCAAGAAGGGUAGUGACCGCGGAGCUGCCACUGCAGCUAACGCACCUCCCAACCGCAAGCCUGAUGCUGUCGUCACUGAGAAGACUAACGAAGAUCAAGCUGCCCUUUACCGUCUCAGCGGUGACUUCAAUCCUUUGCACAUUGAUCCCUCCAUGUCUGCUAUGGGUGGCUUCGACGUUCCUAUCCUCCAUGGUCUUUGCUCAUUCGGUGUUUCCGGUAAGCAUGUCCUCAAGGCAUUCGGUAACAACGAUCCUGUCAACUUCAAGAACAUCAAGGCCCGCUUUGCCAAGCAUGUCUUCCCUGGAGAAACUCUUGAGACUCAAAUGUGGAAGGAAGGAAACAAGAUCAUUUUCCAAACUCGUGUCGUUGAGCGUGAUGUAAUCUGUAUCAGCAACGCCGCUGUUGAGCUUAACGGUGGUGCCGCUCCUGAAGCUGCUCCUUCCGCCGGCAAUGCUGGAUCUAGCAAUGUUGGAGAAGCCGGAUUUGCCGCUUCCUCCAUUUUCGAACAAGCCAAGAAGCAAAUGGAUGGUGCUUCCGAUGCUGAAAAGCAAGAGCAAAUUAAGAAGGCUAAGGCUCUCUUCCAAUUCGAUAUCACCAACGGUGAAGGCAAGUCCCAAACCUGGUGGAUCGACCUCAAGCAGAAGGGUGAUGUUGGCAAGGGCAAGCCCCCUGGUAAAUCCGAUGUCACUAUCGUCAUCAAGGAUGCUGAUUUCAUGGAUCUUGCAUCUGGUAAGCUCAAUGGUCAAAAGGCUUACAUGCAAGGAAAGUUGAAGAUCAAGGGUCAGAUGAUGCUUGCUACCAAGCUUGGAGACAUCCUCAGCAGUGGUUCCAAGUCCAAGUUGUAGGUUUCUAUACUUUACAAUUUUUAUUCUAUUACGUAUUACUUGGUUUGUCGUAUCUUCAAAAUAAAGAACAAGAACAAUUGUAUAUAACAAAAUCGAUCCCCGCUGGCUCGGUAUUGAUCCCUCGGUUAAACUGUAUUUGGAAGUGUGACAGCGUUGGUGUAUUUAACGACAGGGUCCUGCCGGUUGCUGUCAUAUUCCCCAGCUACACAUCAUUAGAAUAAUGACAUCCAAUCGC